UCAUCGGCACGAAAGCAGGCGCACAACAAGCUGCUGAGAAGGACGCCACCACUCAAAGAGCAGCACUGAAGGUUCAUAAGAAGUGACCUCGGUUUUCUGAGGGCCAUUGACCUCUGCAAGGCCAAACUUGAAGCUGUUCUUGAAGCUGCGAUCUCUUUGAAUGCAUUUUGCGCCCUAAUCUUAGCCUGCGAGGCUCGUAGGCUAAGAGUCUUACCCGUAGCCCGCGUUGCGAUUGUGCGAUCAGCCAGCCAGCCAGCCAGCUGGCUGGCCAGGCCAGCGCAGCUAAAUGCAGCACAGUGCAAGGAGAGCUCUCAAUUACUGUGUGUGGGAUCAGAUCUGCUAUCCAGUGCUGACUGUUAAGCGGACAUGGAGUUCUCGUGGCCGUUGUACACACACCGCCAGUUAGGUCAGUACAGGUGAAGGUCGAGCUAUUUACGGCUGAAGACCUGGUCUCCACCAGGUAACCACAGCGAAACGCCGAAGCGAAGGGCUCGAGAAUGGGAGCCAGGCCACCAACACGCACCCGCACCACGUAGACGCUCAGAGUCGAGAUGACAUUCGACCCCGCUUCGACGCCUUGCAUGCCCAGUCCAAAUUCAUCGGAGGAAACGGUUGGCGGAGGGCAGCGAGCCCGGAGGAACGCGCGCCAAUGGCAGGCGAGACGCCUGAUUUCACCAGAUCGGCGUGGUGGCAUUUGUAUCUUUCGGGGGUCGACCUUUCUGAGGACAUCGAAGGGGGGCGGCUCAGCCUCAUGCACUCGGCCGUUAUUGCGCACACAUCGACACCCAGCUAGCUCCAUUUUCUCCCGUGGCCAGCUCACCGCCCUCACUCGUCCGCUUUUCGCCGCCAAGCGCAUUUUGGUCCGACCGCUCCCCUUUCGUCGUAAAUAAUAAGGCAGAGUGGGACCUGGCCGAAUGAGGCGCGUCUCUGGCCCGCCGCAGCCGAUAGUGGGACCUGGCCGAAUGAGGCGCGUCUCUGGCCCGCCGCAGCCGAUCCACGGACCAAAUAAUUUCGAAGGCGCCGCGGUACCGUGAAGAGACCGACCGACAUGGCCUCAUUCGCCGAGCGAGCUUGAGCUUGAGGCUUGGGCUGCCCUUCCUGACAGACCACCGAGGCUGGAGACGGAUCUCAAUGGAGCUGAGCGACUUUGACAGGGCGUUGCAGCCGCCAGACGCGCUCGAGCCGGAACCGGCCACGCCGCCGCCCGACGAGCACAAGUUCGCCCUGCCCUUCAUCCUCAACGUGCCGGCCGCGGCCGCAUCUGUGGGCGCCAUCAGCUCCAGCGGCAGCGCGACGCAGCUCAGCAAGGAGGAGAAGAAGCGCCGCCGCACCUGCAAGCACGAGGGCUGUCGCAACUACAUCGUGCACAAGGGGCUCUGCUGUCGCCACGGGGUGAGUCUCUGUCUCUCUCUUUGUCUGUGUCUGCGUGUGGGACUGCUUAGUCAGCCACGUGGGGUCCGUCCCGGGGCCGUGGACGCGAUGGUGACACUCACGCGGACACUUGUUACUGGCCCCUCUGUCCACUGUGGCUCGCAGGGCGGCAAAAAGUGUACGCUGGAGGGCUGUUCGACCAGCGCCAAGCACCGCGGAUUGUGCUGGAAACACGGCGGCUCUGUAAAGUGCAAGGAGGUCGGCUGCGACAAGAAGGCCAAGGCGCGAGGGCUCUGCUGGGCCCACGGCGGAGGCACCAAGUGCCGCAACACCGGGUGCGCCAAGGUGGCCGUCUCCAACGGAUUCUGCUGGGCGCACGGCGGCGGCAAGCGCUGCGAGGUCAAGAACUGUAUCAAACCGGCAUACGAACGCACGCACAACUUGUGCGAGAAGCACUUUGUGCAGUUGCGUCACGCCAACUACUAUGAGCUGUGAAUUGAUGCAAGUCGAGAGGAGAGGAAGGCUCGAUAGACAUCAGAGUGCGGCUGUGACAGCAGCUUGGAGCGAAAGAAGCUACCAGAGCGUUGAUCAGACUGCAUACGACAGCGACCAGCGGAAGAGGUUGCAGCAACUACGUCGCAGGAUCCCUCAUUAGGCGGACGUUCACCUGCUUCACUGCACGGUGUAAGCACUAAAUAGCUUGCUCAAACGACAUCUAUGUCGUUAGAUUACUGUUUGCCAAGACGUAGAAAUACAGACUGGAGUGAUUGAGACUGGCG
Phytophthora sojae is the source of this 2150-nucleotide messenger RNA. RefSeq lists its product as hypothetical. NCBI's taxonomy places the organism in Eukaryota, Oomycota, Peronosporomycetes, Peronosporales, Peronosporaceae. The record is from RefSeq and is a predicted model, not a curated record. The coding region runs from base 1132 to 1866 and encodes 244 amino acids. The transcript is spliced from 3 exons.